Molecule: messenger RNA, 429 nt
Organism: Histoplasma capsulatum G186AR
Lineage: Eukaryota; Fungi; Ascomycota; Eurotiomycetes; Onygenales; Ajellomycetaceae
Exons: 5
Coding region: 1-429 (142 amino acids)
Source: RefSeq, a predicted model, not a curated record
AUGACCGAACCCAAAGGAUUUCCUCUUCUCCUCCUCCUCCGCCUCUCCUCCUCAGGGAGCAUAAUUUGCAGCAGGCUCAAGUUAGUGGACUCUCAGUUCCUCGCAGUUGAGUUUAACUCUCUACAACGCCUGGAAGAUCUAGAUAUUAUUGACCCUGUCCCAUAUCAUUUUAUGUAUCCGUCCCAUAUCUCUACUCCCAUCUCAUGUGAUAUUCACAAGUUUUGCGAAUUUCGUUUGCUAUAUCGCUCAUACAUCAUGUGGAUACCGGACGAGAGUCCUCCUCCAUAUGUGGAUUUAUAUCCCCGGGUUAAAAGACGCACCAUCUGGAAAGCGAGGAUCAAAAAUCUCCUACAAAGGCUAAGUCAAAGCAAGACGCAUAAAAGACUGGUGGAUGGAUCAGACCGACAAGGAAAUAGCAAAGGAGCCUGA